Messenger RNA from Momordica charantia (bitter melon), 612 nucleotides. RefSeq names its product basic form of pathogenesis-related protein 1. The record is from RefSeq and is a predicted model, not a curated record. Lineage: Eukaryota; Viridiplantae; Streptophyta; Magnoliopsida; Cucurbitales; Cucurbitaceae.
CCUUCAACCACAUAACAUCUCUCAAAAUGGCAGCCCCAAAGUUUGUCUGGACCGUUUGUUUGGUGGGGCUAACUCUAGCCCUAACCCUAACCCUGACUGCAAUCGUAGCGGUUGCGAAAAGCAGCCCGAAGGACUUUGUCGAUGCCCACAAUACGAUCCGUGCCGAGUACGGCGUUGGCCCCGUGGCUUGGAACACGACGUUGGCUGAUUAUGCCGAGAACUUCGCGAAGACAAGGGUUGAUACCUGCGAGAUGGAGCACUCCAUGGGACCUUAUGGCGAAAGCUUGGCAGAGGCAUUCGAAUCAACGACGGCGGAGGCCACGGUGAAGUAUUGGGCUAGUGAGAAGGAGUUCUACGACCACAAGGCCAACAAGUGUGUGAAUGAUGAGUGUGGCCAUUUUUUGAAUGUAGUGUGGAAGGACACAAAAUAUAUUGGUUGUGCUGAGGUGAAGUGCAAAAACAAUUAUAUUUUCACCAUUUGCAACUAUUUUCCUCCAGGGGGAUAUCCAGACCAACUUCCUUACUAAACUUGGAAAUGUGUUCAUUGGGAUUGGACCUUCAAUAAAGAGCCAAGAGAAAAAAAAAGGGAGAAAAAAAGAGUUUUGUUGUUAA